CUAACUUGUGCUCUUCUUCUCGUCUCUUCCGUUGCCCGACGGGCCUGCUCUGUCUGCCGUGCAUGCUGCACACGCCAACCACAACCAGUACGGCGCUCUCACGGAAGCUGUGUCAUUUCCAGGUACCUGCUUCCCUGUUGAGCAGGAUCUCGUUGUCGCAGAGCACGGCAGAUACGAGCAUCAAACCCUGAUGUCACGCACAGACACGAGAGACACACUGACCUUCCACACCGCAGCCCUUCUCUCUCUCUCCCUCUCUGUGUGUGUGUGUGUGUCCGUGUGUGUGUGCACGUGUGUGUAAAUGUGUGUGUGCGCGUGGUAUACCCUAAGAUCCUUGCCGAGCACGAGUAUGUCGGGGCCUGCGCGUCUGUGAUCGCAGAACAGCAUGCGGCCGGUGCGGCAGAGACCCGUCUGGAUCUCGCCGGUGAUGAACAAGACAUUCGCCACCUGUCGUCCACACGCACCCACGCACGGACGCACGCACGCACGGGGAGUAGAGGUAGCUAAUGGUGGUGCUUCGUGCUCUCUCGCUUCUCCUCACUAAGGUACUUGUCGGCGGGCACUUUGACGUCAGCCUCGCCCUGAAUCGGCUCUGCACCCUCACACACGUACACAUACAUACAUACACACACACACACACACCGUAGGUCCAUGAGAAGCCCCUCCGUCUCGACCAAGCCUUUGUUUGCCUACCAAGUUGAACAUAGUCCGCAU
This is a messenger RNA of Vitrella brassicaformis, 714 nucleotides long. The record is from the annotation of a GenBank genome assembly. NCBI's taxonomy places the organism in Eukaryota, Vitrellaceae.